Messenger RNA from Podarcis raffonei (Aeolian wall lizard), 835 nucleotides. It is a transcript of the gene ECRG4, whose product is annotated as ECRG4 augurin precursor. Bases 16 to 645 code for a protein of 209 amino acids. The transcript has 6 exons. Gene Ontology annotation, biological process: cellular senescence; regulation of cell population proliferation; anaphase-promoting complex-dependent catabolic process. The record is from RefSeq and is a predicted model, not a curated record. Lineage: Eukaryota; Metazoa; Chordata; Lepidosauria; Squamata; Lacertidae.
AGAACAAAGAUAGAAAUGACUUGGAGGAAACAUCAAAGUUGCAAUUCUUCUUCCAAAAGGCCAAAGAUUGGAAAGUCCAAGGUGUCCUUCAAAAAAGAGUCACUUCUUCUGGCCAAGCACGAAGGCAGGAAGCCGAUUACUGGAAAGGCGAAGGGAGAGAGCAGCUCCAGGCGAAAACUCGGCCGGACGGAGAUUCCCGCCAAAAUGGUACCCGGGCGGCGGGCGCUCUCGUGGGCUGCGCUCGCGCUGGUCCUCCUCCUUGUGUGCCUGAGUCCCGGUGUAUCAAGAGGAAAUAAACUUAAGCUGAUGCUCCAAAGACGGGAAGCUCCUGUUCCGGUUAAGGCAGAUGUGUCUGUCAAAGAAGAUAAGGCCAAGGAGUUUUUGAGCAGCUUGAAACGUCAGAAGCGGCAGCUGUGGGAUAGGAGUCAACCAGAUGUACAGCAGUGGUACCAGCAAUUUCUCUACUUAGGCUUUGAUGAAGCAAAAUUUGAAGACGAUGUCUCCUACUGGUCAAACCUAGGCCGUAGUGGCCAUGAAUAUUACGGUGGUUAUUACCAUCAUCAUUAUGAUGAAGACGCACCAAUUGGCCCACGAAACCCACAUACCUUUAGGCAUGGAGCAAGUGUCAAUUAUGACGAUUAUUAAUCUCCUUUUUCCUUCUCUGGAUUAGAACGCCAGGAAGACGGAUACCGCCCAAAGGUGCCUCUUACGCUUCUUUGAAAUUAACUAGUUUGUUAUAAACAUUAAUAACAAAAAAAAAGGUUAUGGAACGUUUUUAUAUCCACUCAGUAGCAUAACAUGUAUAAACGUUAGCAUUAAAAUUUCUUGAUAAGUA